Nelumbo nucifera (sacred lotus) is the source of this 912-nucleotide messenger RNA. Its product is annotated as zinc finger BED domain-containing protein RICESLEEPER 2-like. Lineage: Eukaryota; Viridiplantae; Streptophyta; Magnoliopsida; Proteales; Nelumbonaceae. The record is from RefSeq and is a predicted model, not a curated record. Gene Ontology annotation, molecular function: protein dimerization activity; DNA binding.
AUGCAAGAAGCCAAGCAAAAGUACAACAUAAGAGGGGUGGUUGUUGAUUGUCCAACGCGAUGGAACUCCACAUAUGAUAUAUCGGACACGGCUUUAGAGUUGAAGGAAGCAUUUUGUCGACUAGCUGAGCUUGACCAUGACUAUAAGAAUCUAUCAUCUGAUGAGGAAUGGGAAAUGGGGACAUGGCUAGAUAAUGAAUAUGAGUAUGUUUGUUCAAUGACAAAUAGAAUGAAGCAAAAUUUUGAUAAAUAUUGGGAUGAAUGUUCUUUGGUGCUUGCAAUUGCCGUUGUUCCUGAUCCUAGGUUUAAGAUGGAGAUUGUUACAUAUUACUAUAAUCUCAUUUAUGGAGAGAUUGUUGAGAGGCAUGUUACAAGAGUUAGGGAGGCAGUAAAUGACCUAUAUUCAGAGUAUGCGGGUUUUGAUAUAGAGGACAUGUCACUUAUAGACUCUAGUGUUGCAUUUCAGCCAUUGAGGAUUCAUGGUGUUGUAGAUUUUUUGAGAGGUUUUGAUCAGUGGUUGACUGAAGAGCAUCCGGAAUGUAAUCUAGGGACUCAAAAUUCAGAGUUGGAUCUUUAUCUUGAAGAAAAACUAUUUCCUACAGGUGAAGAGCAUGAUAUUUUGAGAUUCUGGCGAGUUGAUGGUCUCAAGUUUCCAAAACUCUCUAGAUGGGCACGAGAUAUUUUGGCAAUUCCAAAUUGGAUCUUGAAGCUGCCGCUGCCUCUCCUAUAUGUGUGGCUUCUACAACUGACACUAACCGAACAUGAUAUUGGAGCAUAUGCCAUGCAUCUAGUUUGGACAUUUUUGCUUCACAGUCUUAUACAUCUCUAUGAAACUCUUAAAACUGCAGCAAAUACUCAUAGAAUGCUUGGACUACAAAAGAGCCACUUGUCCAAGCUUUCAGGUUACAUCUAG